This is a messenger RNA of Sciurus carolinensis (gray squirrel), 8122 nucleotides long. It is a transcript of the gene Lmtk1, whose product is annotated as apoptosis associated tyrosine kinase. Gene Ontology annotation, molecular function: protein tyrosine kinase activity; ATP binding. Gene Ontology annotation, biological process: brain development; peptidyl-tyrosine autophosphorylation. The transcript has 13 exons. Bases 2586 to 6800 code for a protein of 1404 amino acids. Lineage: Eukaryota; Metazoa; Chordata; Mammalia; Rodentia; Sciuridae. The record is from RefSeq and is a predicted model, not a curated record.
GGCCAUGUGGAUGCCCGCAGUGGGCAGUGCAUCCCUGGGCCCUGCUCCCAGGCCCUGGGUGGACAGAGGGAGGAAGCUCACGUGUGCAGGUACCAGGUGCCCCUCGGGGCCAGAAGGGUCCCUGAGUGUCUAGUGCUUCAUAACCUGGGCUCAUGGACACCCAGCUCUGUGGCCUUGGCCCUGUCCGCAUGCCCUUCACCGACAGGGACAGGCUAGCUGCUUUGACUGUCUAUCUAGAGACGUGGUGUUGGGUGGCUCCCAGACCAGCAGGAGGAGACCUGUGAGCCAGUGACUGUCCCGACCGAGCACUGAGCUGAGUGGGAAGGGAGGGAGGGACCCCUGAGCAGACCCCUCCCUGACCUCGGGCAGGCAGGGAUCCCAGGGGUGGUGGGCUGUCCCUCCUCCUGUGGGUGGUAGAAGCACCGUCAGGAGCCGCCACUCUGCAGACACCUUUGCGAAGCCCUGAGCCUUGGUUUUCUUACCUGUGAAGUGGGGUUGACGGACAGGCUUGGGACAGGAAGGGUGUGUGUGCACCUGGGGCGUGUGCAUGCAUGGGCACACUGUGUGGUGUGUGCACGUGUCUGUGAGCCUGCUCCCUUGGGGCUAGCGUCCAUGGUGUCUUCGGUGCGUGGUUGUGUACGUGGUGCACACGCGGGCACGCUCUAUCCAUGUCACCUGGCGCGUGUGAUGGGGCCCCAGAGCACUGUGCCUGGCCCUCGGAUCCUUCUCUGUCCUAGGAGCUGAUGCCCCGUGGGCCCCGAGGCAGGUGCCCCCUAAGUGGGCACAGCAGGGGCUCUGGGAGCCUCGGUGGAGGAUGUCAGGGUGGCCCAGAGCAGGGGACCAAGGGCCCAGCCAGCUUGCAGCCCAGGAACCACCUUCUGCCGGGGGCACCCUUGGCUGUGGAGAGGGGGAGAGGAGGGAGGGCGAGGCUCCCUGGUGACCUAGGCCUGUGUCCGCGUCUGCAAAGGCGCGGGUCUGGAGGAGCUACUGCAGUUGCAGCUACGGCGGAGGCCGUGGUCUCUGCUGUCUCAGCAGCAAACCGUCUCAGGCUUUGGAGGUCUGAGCCACAGCCUCCUUGUGUCCCCUGCUUGCUCUGGCGGGCCCUUUGGCCGACCCCCACCCCUGCACACUGCCCUCAGGUCUGUGGGCCCUGGGGCGGAGCACCUGGACCUCGUCUGCCCGCCCUCCAUGGCCGCUUGGUUCAGCACAUGCUGCUGCAUGAGCCCCACCUCGUGGCCCCUGGAGGUCAGCGGGGCGCCCCUGUGGGGCCUCUACAGGAAGCAAGGACCCAGGUGACUGAGGAGGCUGAGCAUGGGCUUCCUGGAUGGCUCCUCCAGACCUGCUGCCCCGAGGCCCCGAGGGGCUGACCCAGCCCGUUUGUGCCACGAGGCAGAGGUGGCAGGGGGGCGUACUGACGGAGCUGGGUCCAGAUGGAGAUGUUCGCCAUGGCAACAGUGCAGGGGUGCUCGCAGCUUCCUGGGGCUCGGGGCUGCACGGUGCACCUUCAGGUCCAUGCCCGUGGUGCCCAGGGUGGGGGCAGAGCGAGGGGGGUUCUUCUGUGCAAGGCCUGCACACUCACGUCCUGCAACGGCGUCCACUCGGGGCGGGCCACCCUCUACGUGGGUCUCCACCUCCAGGCUUUGCUGGAUGACCUGCCCUUUUGUCCCUGGGCCCUGCCUGGUCCCUAGCCUGGCUGCCCACGACCCCUCUCUGCUUCAGGUGUGGUUUGGCAGUGGGUCUGGAGGCCCCCUGUCAGUCCUCCCAGAUGCCCUGUCAGGUCACAGGCCUGGUGGGAGCACAGUGGCCCUCGCCUUGCCGACCUGCCUCCUCACCAGUGGGUAGAAUAGCUGCUGCCGUAGGGGGUCCUGGGUCAGGUGACAGAGUCUGAGGGGUCUGCUGGUGGCAGCCAAGAGGUUGAGGGGCUCAGUGACCGGAGGAGCUAGUGGAAGGACAGAGGGACAGAGAAGGCCUCUGGGGUGAUGGACUGGACCCUUGGGUGUGGUGUGGGGCAGGCAGGGUGGAGCGGCCAGCUCAGUGUACCCCUCUGUCCAGGCCUUGUCCAGGCCUUCUCCGGGCCCUCUGGGCCUCCGGACGAGCUGAGUUUCCCCCAGAGCUCUGGCUCUGUGGGGAGGUCUGCUUUGGGAGCCAGACUCUGGCUCAGUAAGUGGGAGGAUGCGUCAAGCUGUCCCGGGCACCUCAGGGUCCUCCUCUGGGGUGAAGGAGCUCUUGUGAACUGGGCACUGUAGAAGGGGAUCCUUGCUGCCCCCAGGACAGAAGUAGCACUGAGAGGUCUUGGUGGUAGGUCCAGUAGGGGUCAGCCAGGAGCUGGAAGAGCCCUGCUGCCCAGCAGAUGCAGGGUCAGUGGGAUCACCUCACCUUGGAGGCAGCUGUCCAGAGCCUGGCAUGUGGCCAAGGGCCAGAUCCACCAUCUCCCCUGCUUGGCAGGGUCUGUGACUCCCCCUCCCAGCCUCAGAGGGACCCAAGUUCGAGGGUAACCCACGGUCCCCCGGGCUCUGACCUCCCAGAGAAGUAUCCCGAGCCCCAGAAUUGCUAACGGGGCCUGCCCUGGCCGGGUCAGCAACCUGAUGUCCUGUGGUGGGGUCAGAGUGGUUCCCAGUGGUCGGCUGCUGAAUGGCAGGCUGCGUCCACCUGCACCAGCUUCGUGGAGGCAAGGGUCUGGGGGGCCCCGGGCAAGGACUCAGCCCAGGCUGCAGAGUCCAGGGUGGACAGUGGGCCCGGACCCCAGGGCCCGGGCUGCCCUGCACGCUCCCUUCUCUACAGACGGCGCCCCGCUCAGCGAGCUCUCCUGGUCGUCGUCCCUUGCUGUGGUGGCCGUGUCCUUCUCGGGACUCUUCACCGUCAUCGUCCUCAUGCUGGCCUGCCUGUGCUGCAAGAAGGGAGGCAUCGGGUUCAAGGAGUUUGAGAAUGCCGAGGGGGAGGAGUGUGUGGCGGACUGCUCGGCGCAGGGCUCCCCAGCAGCGGCGGCGCAGAACGGGCCCGAUGUGUACGUCUUGCCCCUCACGGAGGUCUCUCUGCCCAUGGCCAAGCAGCCCGGCCGCUCAGUGCAGCUCCUCAAGUCCACGGACCUGGGUCGGCACAGCCUCCUGUACCUGAAGGAGAUCGGCCACGGCUGGUUCGGGAAGGUGUUCCUGGGCGAGGUCCACUCCGGAGCCAGCAGCACCCAGGUGGUGGUGAAGGAGCUGAAGGCCAGCGCCAGCGUGCGGGAGCAGGUGCAGUUCCUGGAGGAGGCGCAGCCCUACAGGGCCCUGCAGCACAGCAACCUGCUCCAGUGCCUGGCCCAGUGCGCCGAGGUGACGCCGUACCUGCUGGUGAUGGAGCUCUGCCCGCUGGGGGAUCUCAAGGGUUACCUGCGGAGCUGCCGGGUGCCUGAGUCCAUGGCACCCGACCCCCUGACCUUGCAGCGCAUGGCCUGUGAGGUGGCCUGUGGCGUGUUGCACCUGCAUCGAAACAACUACGUGCACAGCGACCUGGCCCUGCGAAGCUGCCUGCUCACAGCUGACCUGGCGGUGAAGAUUGGCGACUACGGCCUGUCUCACUGCAAGUACAGGGAAGACUACUUUGUGACUGCUGACCAGCUGUGGGUGCCCCUGCGCUGGAUCGCACCCGAGCUGGUGGAUGAAGUGCACGGGAACCUGCUGGUGGUUGACCAGACCAAGACCAGCAACGUGUGGUCCCUGGGUGUGACCAUCUGGGAGCUCUUCGAGUUGGGUGCACAGCCCUACCCCCACCACUCAGACCGGCAGGUGCUGGCUUACGCCGUGCGGGAGCAGCAGCUCAAGCUGCCCAAGCCCCAGUUGCAGCUGACCUUGUCUGACCGCUGGUACGAGGUGAUGCAGUUCUGCUGGCUGCAGCCCGAGCAGCGGCCCACGGCCGAGGAGGUGCACCUGUUGCUGUCCUACUUGUGCGCCAAGGGCGCCACGGAAGCGGAAGAGGAGUUCGAGCGGCGCUGGCGCUCGCUGCGGCCAGGCGGGGGCGGCGCAGGCCCCGGGCUGGGCGCAGUGGGCCCAGCGCUGAGCGGUGCUUCGGAGCUCGCCGCCGCCUCGUCCUUCCCACUGCUGGAGCAGUUCGCAGGCGACGGCUUCCACGCGGACGGCGACGACGUGCUGACAGUGACCGAGACAAGCCGCGGCCUCAACUUUGAGUACAAAUGGGAGGCCGGUCGCGGCGCCGACGCCUUCCCGCCGACGGGGGGCGCGCCGAGCCCGGGCCGCACCGCGCGCCUGCAGGAGCUGUGCGCCCCCGACGGCGCGCCGCCGGGCGUGGUGCCUGUACUCAGCGCGCACAGCCCCUCUCUGGGUAGCGAGUACUUCAUUCGCUUGGAGGAGGCUGCGCCUGCCGCCGGCCACGAUCCUGACUGUGCUGACUGCGCCCCCAGCCCCCGCGCUGCCGCAGACCAAGACGACGACUCCGAAGGUAGCACUGCUGCCUCGCUGGCCAUGGAGCCGCUGCUGGGCCACGCACCACCGGCCGAAGGCCCCAGGGGCCGCUGCACUCACUACCAGAGCAGCAGCCGGGCCCGGGAUCCGCCCUCCCCCUCGUUCGCACCCUCUCCCGGGGCCUCCAUGCAAGCAGAGGAUGCAGACUGGGGUGUAGCCGCAUUUUGCCCGCCAUUCUUUGAGGACCCACUGGGAGUAUCCCCACUGGGGAGCUCCAGGGCCCGGCCAUCUCCUGGACCGGAGGAGCUGGGGGAGGCUGAGGCACAAAGGGCUGCCCAGCGUGGACACUGGAGCUCCAACACUUCAGCCAACAACAACAGUGGCAGCCGUGACCCAGAUUCCUGGGACCCAGGCCAUGUGGGCAGCUGCACAGACCACUGCCUCAGCCCAAACCAGACCCCAAGGGCCUCCCCUGAGCUGGGCCAACCCCGGGACCAGGAAGACCCCAGGGAGCCUCUGCUUGGGCCACAGACAGCCUCCCUGGGCCAGGAGCCAGGCGGACACAUCAGUCCACCUCAUCUGUGCCAGGUCAUUUCCCCCUGCACAGAGACAGCGAUAAGUGGCGGUGACAACCCUCAGGCAGAACCCAAGCUUGCCCAGGAGGCUGAGGGCUCUGCUGGACCCCAACUGCCCCUUCCUUCCAUCCCCUCCCCAUCCCAUGAAGGAGCCCCACUUCCUUCAGAGGAGGCCAGCGCCCCUGAUGCCCUUCCUGCCUCACCCACGCCCGCUACCAGCAGCCAGGUAACGGUUCCUGAGCCAGUCCCAACUCUGGACAGCAGCAGCAGCUCUGCCGCACAGGAGGCACCCAGUAGUGAGGAGGAAGACACAACUGAGGCCACUUCAGGUGUCUUUACUGACUUGUCUAGCGAUGGCCCCCAGGCUGAGAAGCCAGAUAUAGUGCCGGCCUUCCGAUCUCUGCAGAAGCAGGUGGGGACCCCUGACUCCCUGGACUCGCUGGACAUCCCGUCCUCAGCCAGUGAUGGUGGCUGUGAGGUCUUCAGCCCAUCAGCCACUGGCAUCCCUGGUGGGCAGCCCCGUGCCCUGGACAGUGGCUAUGACACUGAGAACUAUGAGUCCCCUGAGUUUGUGCUCAAGGAGGCCCAUGAGUCAAGUGUCCCUGGGGCCUUUGGGGAGCUGGCCUCCGAAGGUGGGAGUGAGGGACCUGACAUGCUGCCGGCCUCCCUGGGAAGCCUCAGUGAGAAGAACCCCUACAGAGACUCUGCAUACUUCUCAGACCUGGACACUGAGUCUGAGCCCUCUGUGGGCCCCCAGAAGUGCAGUGAGGUCCAGGGCGUAGGGCUAGAUCCAGACCUCAAGAGUCCACAGAGACCUGGGCCAUCUGUACAGCCUUCUCCCCAGCCAGGGGUGCUCCAGGAGGCACCAGGCACUGGCCACAAGGAGGCGCUGCCACCUUGUGAGGAGCCAGGUGCCUGCCCCGGUGGUUCCCAGGCAGAGCCUCCUGGGUCCCAAGAUCCAUCGGAGAGGCAGAUUGUGCCCAGCCCCAGUCACUCUAAGUUUUUCCUGCUGACCCCAGUCCCACUGAGCUCAGAAGGAGAAGGAGCAGAGCUCCAGAGGACCCCAGGACUGUGGUCCCCACUGGGGCGGACAGGGGGCUCAGGCACCUCCAGAAACCCGCUCUGCUUAACACUGCCUGGCCACGUUGGGGCAUUGGAGGGCCGGUCAGAGGAGGAGGAAGAGGACAGCGAAGACAGCGACGAGUCUGACGAAGAGCUCCGCUGCUACAGCAUCCAGGAGCCCAGCGAGGACAGCGAGGACGAGUCCCCCGCCGUGCCAGUGGUGGUGGCUGAGAGCCAGAGCACGCGCAACCUGCGCAGCCUGCUCAAGAUGCCCAGUCUGCUGUCCGAGGCCUUCUGCGAAGACCUGGAGCGAAAGAAGAAGGCUGUGUCCUUCUUCGACGACGUCACCGUCUACCUCUUUGACCAGGAGAGCCCCACCCGGGAGCUCGGGGAGCCCUUCCCCGGCGCGAAGGAGUCGCCUCCCGCGUUUCUGGAGGGCAGCCCCGGCUCGCCCAGCGCCCCCGGACGGCCGCGACAGGACGACAGCUCGCGCGACUGCUCGUCGGCCCAGGACGGCGGCCGAUUCGAGUGGGACGACGGCUUCCCGCUGGCGCCCGCCAAGGCGGCGGCGGCGGCGACCGCGCUGGACCCGGCCGCUCCCGCACUGGCCGCAUCCCCCACGCCGGCCGCGCACACGUCCUUCUCGCGCUUCACCGUGUCGCCCGCGCCCCCGUCCCGCUUCUCCAUCACGCACGUGUCGGACUCGGACGCCCAGUCCGUGGGAGGCCCUGCAGCAAGUGCUGGGGCUGGUUGCCCUGAGGCUUGAGACCCAGGCAGCUGCACUGUGAAGGCUGGCGUCACUGGAGCCCCUGCCGUCCUACCCAGGCAGCAGCGAGGAUGGUGACCAGGAAUGAGUAGGGACUGUGGUCCUGGCGGCAGCAGACUCCAGUGCCCAUGGUGCCUGCUGCUGGAGGAGCAGGUGGAGGCCCUUCUUCAGCGUGGACAGUAGGACUGGCUGUGCAUGGUCGCUAGUGCUGCCCUGGGGGCAGAAAGUGACCCUGAGGAGGGUUUGCUGUCAGCCCCCGGGGAUGCCUGUGGGCCAAUGGGUGUCUCUACAUACACAUAUGCACACUUGAGAGAGGCCCACACCCUGGGCCUGGGUGGCCCCACUGCAGCCACCCUCUGCCUGGCCGCUGCUGUUGGCCUUGGGCCUGGGGACCUACCCUUGGCCACAGGCCUGCAUGCCUUGCCUGGCUGGUUUCCUUCCUGUGUUCACAGGAUGUUCAUGUCCUCAGCCAGGCAAGGCCUGACCCCCAGAUGAGGUCAGGCCUUCAAAUCUUCCUGUGCCCUUCCACCUGGGUCUGGGUUUGUUUGGUGCAAGAACAGGCCCCUGGGCUCAGUGUUUCCAAUGUCCUUAUCUCCGAGUGACUGUUUCCCUUCACUGCCUCCACCCAUAAGCCCCUCCCCACAGGGUCUGGGCUGCCAGAGAGGCCAAGAGGGGCUUCCAGGCCUCACCCCACUACUGGCCCUGUUCUAGAGCCAGGGCAGGUAGCUCCCCUCCUUGGGACAGCGCCUGGCCCCAGGCCCUGCAGCCAGGAGAGAGUGGGGGCUCCUGCCACAGGGACGUCGGGGAAGAGGCAGGGCUGGGGGACACAGGCAGCACAGGGAGUAUUUUUGUAACCGCGGUUGCUGGAGUGAAUGGAAAUGGGAUGAUUCUAAGUUAUUGUUGCCAAAGAGAUGUAAAGUUUAUUGUUGCUUUGGGGGUGGGGAAGGGAUGUUGAGUUUGUGUGUGUGAUUUUUUUUUUUUUUUUAAUUAGUUUGAGGCUUUGGAAGCUGGUGCAAUGAUUUUCUUGUUCUUUUUUGUUUUUUUAAGAGAAACCAUGCUAAGAAAAAAAACAAUCUUGUGCUCAGUGUCUUCUGUGGUGUCUGCAGACAAAGCCCUGGGCAUGCCUGAGGGGACCCGCUGCCAGCUGGCUGGGGGCUAGGAGGCACACCCAGGCGACCUGCUGCACUGCCAGGGCAGGGAGACCCCUGCAGCCCACUCUUCCUGGGUGAGGAGGGUGGAUCCCAGACCUCCCUAGGGCGGUCCCCGGGCCCAGCAGUGGGUGGAAGAGGCAGGCAGACUUUGGAGCAGCGAGGCUAUGGUUC